Drosophila serrata is the source of this 2215-nucleotide messenger RNA. RefSeq names its product putative GTP-binding protein 6. Gene Ontology annotation, cellular component: cytoplasm. Gene Ontology annotation, molecular function: ribosome binding; GTP binding. NCBI's taxonomy places the organism in Eukaryota, Metazoa, Arthropoda, Insecta, Diptera, Drosophilidae. The record is from RefSeq and is a predicted model, not a curated record.
UUAAUUAAUUAGGUUUAGUCAUGUCGAGCCUGCGGACGUGGGUGCGUCUGGCCAGGAGUCUUCCUCUUCCGCGUCCGAUGGCCGCGGUGCCCUUGCGCUUUAAGUACACGCAACACCAAGGGGUUAAGGGUAUUCGGAACAGGAAGAGCUACUUCGAGGCACAGAUGCAGGCGGGACAAGGAGUCGAUGAGGAAGGUGACAUGGAGCAAAAAGAGCAAUUAACGGCAGAUCCGACAGACAUGCGCUUUUUGGAUGAUCGCGCCUACGACGAAGUAGCUGGUGGAGCUAUGAGGAUCACCCGGGAUACAGCCAGCGCCCAGCAAGUGCUCAUCCUGCAGCCCUACGUUAAAUGGGCAGCCAAGCGCCAAAGCAGCCCCAACAGCGAUGUCCGACCAGAUGAUCAACUUGCCGAGGCAUCCGCAUUAAUUCACUCCCUUCCUAACUGGCAGGUAGCCAUGGCCAUCAAAGUACCAUUGGAAAGUCUCGAGAAGAAGACGCUAUUCGGCAGCGGGAAGCUGGUGGAGCUCAAGGCUCUUGUGGCCGAUUUGCGACAGGAGCGGCAUCUAACCUGCCUUUUUGUUAGCAAAGGAACGUUAUCUUUUGCCCAGAAGCGUUUUCUCGAGGCUGAGUUCCGAUUGCCAGUGAUGGAUCGUUACUCGGUGGUCAUACAAAUCCUAAGGCUGCAUGCCACAAGUGCAGAGGCGAGGCUUCAGGUGGCAAUGGCAGAACUUCCCUAUAUAUGGGCCCAGGCCAAGGAUGCAAGUGUAACUCAGACACGGCGCCAGGGAUAUGCCUUAACUGAUUUGCAAAAGGAGAUUCUGCGGACCCGUGAACGAAAGUUGCGAGCAGAACUAGAUCGUGUGCGCCGGCAAAGGCAGUUGCUACGCCAGAAGCGCAAGCAGCAGAAUUAUCCCAUUGUGGCGGUGGUGGGAUAUACCAAUGCCGGAAAGACUUCGCUGAUCAAGGCUCUAACUGUGGAGGAUGCGUUACAGCCAAGGAAUCAACUAUUCGCCACUCUAGAUGUGACUGCCCAUGCUGGGUGCUUGCCCUGCAACCUGGAAGUCAUCUACAUGGACACCGUGGGCUUUAUGUCUGAUCUGCCCACUGGAUUAUUCGAAUGCUUUGUGGCAACCUUGGAGGAUGCAAUGCUGGCAGACGUAAUUGUCCACGUCCAGGACUUGUCGCACCCAUGCCACGCCGCCCAACGAAGUCAUGUGGAAGCCACGCUGCGCUCUCUGGCCUUCAAUGUGGCUGGCGGAGAUUCCACGGCCAGCCAAUUGCCUCCGAUAAUCGAUGUGUACAACAAAUGUGAUUUGGUACCAUGCAUCCCCGAAGUUGCUCCAGAUGCAGCUGCGGUGCAUCAUAUUUCAGCCCGAUCCCAAACUGGACUGGAACCUCUGCUGGCGGACAUUGAACAGCAGAUAUUAACCGCCACCGGGCGAAGGAAACUGCAGAUGCGAGUUCCCAACGGGGGGCCCGAAAUGGCCUGGCUUUAUAAGAACGCUGCCGUGGUGGAGACCAAAGCGGAUGAGGAGAAUCCAGAGCGCCUGAUGAUGCACGUGGUCAUAAGCCAACGCACCCUGGACCAGUUCAAACGGGAGUUCCUUUGAUAAUCCUUAGCUUAAUAGAUUGUUAAUAAUUAGGUUUCUGACUAAUUUCUUUAUUAUUGCUCUUGUUUUCUUCUGGUUUAGUUACUAGCGAGUGUAGUUAGGAAUGGUUGUUAUUUUCUCUUUAAUUCUUUAUAUAAAUAUAAAAUUUGCUACCACAAAAAUAAAACGAAAAAGGUGUCUAAAAAUAUGUUUAAGCAGAACAUUUUGGUAUUGCACUUUGCGCUGGCCUUUUUGUGCUGGGAAAAAUCUGAUAAUCUGAUCCUUAAGCGGAUCAGAUAUCGGAAUCAACCAUUAUUUUAUUUAACUAAUGGCAAGUCUUGUGGCUCGCCUCGAAACUAUAUACAUGUGUGUAUAUAUUUGUGUGGUGCUGACUCUUGUGUGUAUUGGCACAAUUGAAUAAUUAAAAUUAAAAGCAGCGCCAUUGAAUAUAACCAACUUAAUAGAAAGUAAAAUGAAAUACAAACUUAACACCAAUUAAAAUUAACAAAUGCUUAACCCAAAAACAGCUUAAAUCUAACAUUAAAAUAAUGCCAACCGUAGCAUUAUUCAAAAAGCAUAAUAAAGAUAUUCCUAAAUAAUUUUAAGAAAAGGUCACCGCUGAAUAU